Molecule: messenger RNA, 1809 nt
Organism: Hemibagrus wyckioides
Lineage: Eukaryota; Metazoa; Chordata; Actinopteri; Siluriformes; Bagridae
Gene: glyctk
Product: glycerate kinase
Exons: 4
Coding region: 1-1554 (517 amino acids)
Biological process (GO): protein phosphorylation
Cellular component (GO): cytoplasm
Molecular function (GO): glycerate kinase activity
Source: RefSeq, a predicted model, not a curated record
AUGGCCCGAGUCCUAACGCUCUCUCGCUCUGUUCUUCAUUGGAGCCCUCUACGGGUCAGAAGCAUGUGUUCAGUAGAAGAGCAAGCUCGUGCCAUCUUUGCUGCUGCUGUAGAGGGAGUGCAGCCGGACAGCGCAGUGCGCAGGGCUCUACAGCGUCGAGGCGAUGAGCUGGUCGUGGCUGAGCACUGUUUUGAGCUUCGUCAUAACCUGCAUCUGGUGGGUUUCGGGAAGGCUGUGCUGGGGAUGGCUGCUGAAGCGGAGAGGAUUGUGGGAGAUCACCUGGUUCGAGGGAUAGUUAGUGUGCCUCAUGGAAUUCAGGAAACACUGCAACAUCACAGGAAGCUGAAUAUGCUGCUAGACAGCAGCAGUAAAAUCAAAGUGAUGGAAGGAGCUAAACACAACCUGCCAGACACAGAUGCCCAAAGAUCAGCUGAGAGCAUCCGAGAAUUAGCAUGCAGCCUGACUGAGAGAGAUCUGCUGCUUGUCCUCAUAUCAGGUGGCGGCUCGGCUUUAUUACCUGCUCCAGUCCCUCCAGUAACGCUACAUGAAAAACAGGAAGUGACACGUCGUCUAGCAGCUGCAGGGGCCACGAUUCAGGAGUUAAACACAGUGAGGCGAGCUUUGUCACUGUUAAAAGGUGGAGGCCUGGCACAUUGCGCAUACCCUGCCCAGGUGGUGGGUCUGAUUCUGUCCGACAUCAUUGGAGAUCCAAUAGAUCUUAUAGCCAGUGGUCCAACAGUAUGGAGUGAGACAUCACUGGAGACAGUCUGGACCAUCCUGAACCGCUACAACCUCUCUGCCACUCUCCCAUUAUCUGUGAAAGAGGUUCUGAAUCAAACAGAUUCCCAACAGAGAAGCAGCCUGAAAGAUCAACCUCAGCAAAUCAACAUUCUCAACACUGUGAUUGGCUCCAACGCUAUUGCUCUGGAGUGUGCCAGCCGUAAAGCACAAGAGUUAGGCCUUCGACCAGUCAUUCUAUCUCCAGGGGUGUGUGGAAAUGUCCAAGCUGUGGCCCAAUUCUAUGGUCUGUUGUCUCACUUCGCCUGCUCCUCAGGGGAGGAGACUACAGAACUCAGAGAUCAGAUUCUCAAACUGGGGACAGAGGUUGGGGUGGGAAGCUGGGAACUUUGUCGCACAUUGAAAGAAUUGGAAGCGGGCCAGCAGGAAAGCUGGCAUGCCACAUGCUUGCUGGCUGGAGGUGAACCCACUGUCCAUCUACUGGGGAAAGGUAGAGGUGGAAGGAACCAAGAGCUAGCCCUAAGGGUGGGGCUAGAACUCAGCAGGGCAAAGGAAAGAAGCAGGAACAUGUUCCUCAGUGGUGGAACCGAUGGUCAGGAUGGACCAACUGAAGCAGCUGGAGCAGUUAGUGAUGGGAACAUAGAAACAGAGGCCAAAAUUCAAGGAUUGGACAUUGAUGGAUUUCUUCAGAACAAUGAUUCAUUUACAUUUUUCUCAUCCCUUUGCAAAGGACAGAAGUUGCUUCUGCCAGGGCUCACAGGUACCAAUGUAAUGGAUGUUCAUAUGCUGAUUCUGCCGCAUCACCACAGUAACUAAUCCACUUGUUAUGAGAUUUAAUAAGCUUAGGCAUAAAAGGUAGAUCUGUGUAUUAGGAGUGAGAGCAUCCAACAGGAUGUUCCUAGUGCCAUUAAGAUUAGAGGUUAUUUUCAUAAUUUGGUAAAUGUUACAUAUGAUUGUUUUAACAAUUAAUUCUGUAUAUAUAACAUAUUCAGUGUGUAACUGAUUUAAGAUAAAUUGUGAAUGUACUAAAUUCACCUACUAAAUGACCAGUAAACAACCAUCACAAAACAA